Messenger RNA from Spea bombifrons (plains spadefoot toad), 3174 nucleotides. RefSeq names its product colony stimulating factor 3 receptor (gene CSF3R). Gene Ontology annotation, molecular function: protein binding; cytokine receptor activity. The transcript is spliced from 16 exons. Bases 192 to 2669 code for a protein of 825 amino acids. The record is from RefSeq and is a predicted model, not a curated record. Gene Ontology annotation, cellular component: external side of plasma membrane. Gene Ontology annotation, biological process: immunoglobulin mediated immune response; cytokine-mediated signaling pathway. NCBI's taxonomy places the organism in Eukaryota, Metazoa, Chordata, Amphibia, Anura, Pelobatidae.
UGGAGAGACCAUAACGACAUCAGUACACCGGGAAACACUGCUGGCAUAAGAGCUAUAUCAGAACAGGAAAAUUGUACAAUACAAAACGUAUGGGCUGAAGGGUCACGCUAAAGCUAAAUUACAAGGUACAAGAGUGCGUACAGGUGCAACCCAUCAAGAACUUAAGGUGAUGGGGUAGCAAUACCGCAGAAAUGAACCUGCACAUCCUGUUGGGACAGAUAUGGCUUCUUUUUUUUCUACCUGGAGAUGUCCACUCUUGUGACUCCAUCACUGUAAACUCUCCCAUUGUGUUGGGUUCUCGUCUCCUGGCCUCCUGCACUGUGAGCAAAGAAAGCUGCACCGGCCUAGAUGAAGAUGAAUAUCUAAUUAAAUGGAAAUUAGACAGUGAAUUUAUACCAAACACACAGUAUAUCAACCUUUAUAAAAACACAACCUUAGUGUAUUUCAAAAGUUUCAACAAGACACAAGGACUGCUUUCCUGCUAUGUCUCUGGGAAAAAGGAACUACAGCUUGUAGACAGAAAAGAAGUUAAAGCUGGCUAUCCACCUUCUCCACCCACUGACCUCAAAUGCCUCAUGAAUCUUACAGAUGACAGCUUAAAAUGUGCUUGGAAGCUUGGGAGAGACCCUCUAAUUGAAACUAAUGUCACUCUUUCAAGUCUCAAGGUCAACGGACAAUGUGAGAUGUCAACCGAACAGCAGCACGACAUAGUUCCCCUAGAAGAUCAAAUGUCCGGCAUCAUUCAUCGCAAUUAUUUUAACCUCUACAAGAAAAUUGUAGUGUGGGUAACUGUGAGAAAUGCACUAGGGGCUGCUGUCUCUGAAACGCUUUGCCUGGUCCCAAUUCAUGAAGUGAAAUUAGACCCUCCUGUUAUUGAGGAAAUCGUAACUUCUGGUCCAGGAUGCGUUAGAUUACAAUGGAGAAAAGGCAUGAAGGGGGGCUUCAUUGCAUCCCAAAGUUACCAACUGCAAUACAGAAGAGAAGAUGAGAUAGAAUGGACGGGGCCUCUAGAUGUAAUUGCUGGUUUAAAUGAAACUAUCAUCUGCAGUCUCAAAUCAGCCAGAAAGUAUCAUUUCCAAUUACGAAGUAUCCGGAGCUCUAAAACUGGAGUUUGGAGUGAGUGGGGACAAGAGAGAAGUUUAACCACUUCUGAAACAGCUCCCACAGGUAAAUUGGAAACCUGGUGGAAAAGCACAGAAUCUACAGACAGACUCCCAGUGAAAGUUCAUCUAUUUUGGAAGGCACUGAAGAGAGAAGAGGCCAAUGCAGAACACAUUUGGUACAUUGUAAGGACCUCUUCCGUUUUGGAUGGGAAUGACAUCAUAGUGUGUAACACAACAGGAUUCAACUGUAGUUUCUUCAAACCACCAGAAGUGAAGGGCGCAGUCAUCAUGGCUUACAAUACAGCAGGCCAUUCACAAGGGACAGAAAUCACAUUUUCUCCCAGGAAAGGUGCCCCUGUUUCCAGUAUCCGUGUCUCUGCUAAUGAUGAUUACAGUCUGCGUGUAGAGUGGGAGCCAGAAACAUCAGCUAAGGAAUAUAUCUUGGAGUAUAAGCGCACAAGUGAUCCUGAUUUUGAGAUCAACUGGAAAUCAGAGCCAAGAGAAAGCCAUGCUUCAAUCUUGUAUGACAAUGUUGAGCCCUUUGUGAGGUACACUGUGAGGCUUUACCCUUUGUAUGAAGAACAAGUAGGACACCCCGUGGAGACUGAUGCAUAUUCCAGACAAGGAGCUCCAGCUAUCUCCCCCAAAAUCAAGUUAAUCAAAGCCAGCAAGUCACAAGCAGUGUUGUCUUGGGAGCCAAUCCCUUUGGAGAGUCGUAAUGGAUUCAUUACAGGCUAUACCAUUUUCUGGACUGACCCGAAAGGAUAUGGACACUUUGCAGAUCUGAAAAACUCAUCAACAAAAUAUGUUAUCAAGAACUUGGAAUCAUUUAGCAUUUAUAAAGUUGUUCUAAGCAGCUCAACAUCUGGUGGUAGCACAAAUGGAACAGUUAUGGUGAUACAUACUACUCUUCUGGAUGAGAUUGAGGUCAGCAUACUGAUAAUGGUCCUCUGUCUGUUUUGUGCUGUGGCUAUCCUUUGCAUCUGUAUCUUGUGCGUAAUGAAACAUGAAAGGGUGAAGAACCACUUUUGGCCCAGCGUUCCAGACCCAGCCAACAGCAGCAUGGGGAAGUGGACAUGCGUAGAACAAGAGAAGCCCAAGAUGACUUUUGUCUUAAGAGAUGCUAACCAGACCAAUACCACUGAUAUCACCAUUUUGGAGGAUUGGCAAGUGAAGAAGCCUUCUGCUGCAAAUCUAGCCAAGCAUUCAAAUUCCCAGCAAGAUUAUUAUAAAAAGAGCCAUGUCCAGCCCAAAUCCCACAGAGAAAACAUGAAUACCUUGAGGUCCUAUGCCAAUGUUGGUGAUACUGUCCAGUAUGCCAAAGUGAUCACAGGAGGCUAUCGGGAGCAGAGCCCUCCAUCCUCUCUCUAUAUAAGAUCUGACUCCACACAGCCUCUUCUAUGUGACACGUCUCCGAGCCCCAAAAACUAUGAGAACAUGUGGUUUCACUGCAACAACCAGGAAGACAGUGUCUUUUUUGUGGAGGAAAAUACUCUACAUGAUUUCCCUCUGCUCCAGGCUCUGAAAAUCCAAGAGGAAGGAGCACCAUUCAGUCUGUAUGGCUGAGGAAAUCACAAGAACGUUGUAGUCCAAAAGCUUCAAAAUAAUAUACAGGCCUCAAGUACAGACAAACAUAUAUUAACCAGCUUUACUUAAAUAUAUGAAAUUACCUAUUGAACUGAUAUGUGUUACAAUCUUCACAUACAUCCCCAACAGAUGGCACCAACCAAGUCAGUUGUUCUUACAGUGUGGUCUGCAUUGCAAAAAAAAAAGGACUGCCUCCCUGUCAUUGCACCUUCAGAUAUACCUUUUUCUAUGUUGUUACCUUAGCAUAGGAAUGAGCUCAUCAGGUUCAUGAUAAGUAUGCAUACCAAUCCAAGAUAAAAUAGUAAAUAAUUUGUCCACCUACCAAAUGCAUGGCAUCUACUUAAUCUACUUAACUAUGGACAGAUGGAAACUUUACAGUAGCAUUGCCAUAGUGGAAUAUGUGGACAUUAUACGUGAAAACAAUGCACAUGGAUAUAUCCUAGCUAUUGUUUAUUAAAUCGCAAUUUGUUCGUAAAUGAAAAAA